AUGAAGCUCUCCCUUUUCACGGCGCUCUCCAUGAGCAUGGCGACCAGCGCGGCCCUCCUCGCCGCCCGCAACGACAGCGCCGAGUGCGUCACCCCGCGCCCGAUCCCGGACCUCAAGGGCAGCGACUUCAGGAACUUCGGCGUGGUCCUGUUCCGCGCGCUCGACAUGCUCGACGUGUUCGGGCCCCUCGAGCCGCUGCAGCUCCUGGCGGUGGGGACGCAGCAGCUCAACCUACACUUCAUCGCCGAGACGCUCGACCCCAUCUCCACGCGGCCGGCGAGCAUGAACAACUUCAACUCGAGCUUCUUCCCCGAGAUCCCCGUCACCAACACCUUUGAUGACGACUUGGACCUGGAUGUGCUCAUCGUGCCCGGGGGUCUGGGCGUGCGCGCGCCGGGGCUGGAUGCUAUUGAGGAGUAUAUUAAGAAGGUGUAUCCCAAGGUCAAGCUGCUGAUUACGAUUUGUACGGGUGCGCGGCUGGCUGCGAGGUCCGGGGUGAUGGAUGGCCGGCUGGCGACGACGAACAAGAACUCGUGGGAUUCGACGACGGCGAAUGGGCCGGAUGUGAAGUGGGUGUCGCCGGCUCGGUAUAUCAGGGAUGGUGACAUUUGGUCUUCCUCUGGGGUGACCUCUGGACUGGACCUCAUCUUCAACUUUGUCAAGACGUACUGGGGCGAGGAGGAGCAUGAUCGGAUCGCGGGGAUGGUCGAGCAUGUGACCCGGGAGUGGGAUGAUGAUCCCUUCUCUGCCCACUACGGUAUUCCGAGGACGGAUGCCCAGCCGUGCUUGGAUUAG
Molecule: messenger RNA, 795 nt
Organism: Clonostachys byssicola
Lineage: Eukaryota; Fungi; Ascomycota; Sordariomycetes; Hypocreales; Bionectriaceae
Source: the annotation of a GenBank genome assembly